This is a messenger RNA of Paramecium pentaurelia, 2574 nucleotides long. NCBI's taxonomy places the organism in Eukaryota, Ciliophora, Oligohymenophorea, Peniculida, Parameciidae. The record is from the annotation of a GenBank genome assembly.
AUGAAAGUUGAUCUAGACAAUAUGAGUAGUGAUGAUGAUUUAAUAUUUCAUACAGGUUUGGGAUUCAAGAAACCUAAAUUCAAUCAUGAUGAAGAAAAUGAGAUGGAAAUGGAAAUACCAAAAUAAAAAAUACCUUAAUCAUAACCAUAAAGAGCUCGAUUAAAUCUCUUUUAAGAAGAGUUUGAAUAAACUCCAAAAUAGUAGGUUUAAGAUACUCCUAAUAAUUAACACCAGCAAAUAUAUAAGGAAUAUCAAAGAAAUUAAGCAUUUGCUAAUUUUCAAAAAUCUAAUGCUUCUCUUCUAUCAAAUGUAGAUAAAGGUGUUACUGUGAAAAUAUUUGAUAAGAAUAUGCCUAAGAAUGAAAAAGUUAAUGAAACUGGAUACAUUAUCAAAUAGAAGCGAUCAGUAUAAUUUAAUCUUGAUAAUAAUAUUGUUCAUCCAAUAGUUAAACAUGAAGAUGAGUAUUUAACAUUGACAGAAAAACUACAUCUUUCAAAUAAUAUCAGACGUUCUUGGUAAUUUUAUAGAGUUGAUUCUGAUUCUGAAGUAGAAGCUUAAGAUGAUGAAAGUGAUGAUUCCAUUAUUUAAGUUGUGAGUCAAGCAACUAUUCCUAAACCAAAGGGAAUUUUAAAGAAGAAACUCUAAGUCUUUAAAGAAGAUGAUGGUAAGAAAACAAUUACAGUGGAGUAGGUUGCAUUUAAAGAUAGUAGAAAUAAAAAGAAUUUGAGUUAAAGAGAAAAAAAGAAUUUAGAAAAAAGAGUGGAAGAACAUGAUUAUGGUGUAGGGUUGAAAUUUAUGUAGAAAUUGGGAUAUAAAUAUGGAGAAGGUUUAGGUGCUAAUAAAUAAGGUAUAUUGGAGCCAGUAAUUGCUGUAAAGAAAUAAUCAUUUACAGGGGAAGGAGUUUAGGAGUAUGAAUAUUAAAAUGAGGAAGAAUAAUAAGAAAAUGAGAAUAAUUAGAUUUAAGAAAAUAAAUAGAAGCCUUUUUUUGAAUCUAAGAAAUUGAAUAAAUAUGAGAAAUAAUGGAGAAAAAAGAGGAAUAAGUAAGAUGGAUAAACUAUUGUUUAAAACAAAAAGGAAGAUGUAUUGAAUUUAGAUAGGAAUCAUAUAAUGGGUAAUAUUAUGAGAGAAGAUUAGAAUAAUAAUAAAUAUAAAAUAAUUGAUAUGACAGGUAGUGAUAUUAAUGAUUAUAUAAAUAAGACUUAAGAUGUAUAGAUGUAAAAUAAUAAAGUGGUUAGGGAAUAUUUGAAAGAUGUUCAAGAAUUAACUUGGUCGGUUUAAAAGAUUUUAGAAAAACGUUUAGGAAAAUGGGAGAAUAAUGAAUAGAGUAUUAAAAAGGAGAAGGAUAAAAUGAUAAUUUUAGAACAUGAGAAAUAAGAAGAGUUAAUUUAAUUUACAUAAUGGAAAGAUUCUGUUAAAAGAAAAGAAGACUUUUUAAAUUAUUUAAAAUUUUUUAAGGAAGAUGAAGUUUUGAUUUCAAAUGAUUAAUUUCAUAUAUUUGCAAAGUUUGAAGAAUGUUUUAGAAAGUUUAGUGAUUAAUUCAUUUAAUUCAAUUUAAUUGGAUUAAUAGUUAAAAAUGCUGAAUAAGAGAUUAAGACAUUAAUAAUUAGAUGGAAAGGACCACUUACAAAAAUUGAUAUCUUAUAAAAUGAAUAUUAAUUGAUUUCAUAAGUUAUUAAUUUGGCUAAGGAUGUUUAUAUAUAGAAGAAAUCUUAAAAUUUAUGUAAAUAUGCUGAAUAAUUGGAUGUUUUUAUUAUUAAUAAUUCAAUUUCAAAUUCUGAUCUUAAUACUUUAAAAAGAUUUAUUGGAAUAUUGAUUGCUCCUAUUCUAAUAAGAUUAAGAAAUUAUAUUUCAUAAGUAUUUGAUCCAACAUAAGAAAAUUAUUUAGUAGAAUUCUUAGAAUUAUGGAUGAAAGACUUAGCUUUAGUUGAAACUGAUGAAACAGGAAUCAAUCAAUUUUAGACUAUAAGAUUAUUGGAUUAAUAAGUAUAAAAGGAUAUUAUGGGUAUAGUUAUGUCUAAACUUAAAUUAAAGAUAUAAGAAUGGAAUCUAAAUUAAACAAUAUCUUUACAUUAAUGGUUGUAACCUUGGAUUAAUUCUAAAUUGAACAAUAAGGAAUUACUUGAUGAAGUGGAAAAGAAAUUGAAACAAUUGAAAUUUACUGAUAAAGAUAGCUUUGGUUUUAGUGUACUGUAACCUUGGGCCAGAUAUUUAGGAGAAAAUUGGAAAAAUCUAUUAUAUAUGUCAGUUUUACCAAAGAUGUUGUUCUGUCUUCAUAAUUUAGAAAUCAAUCCAUAAAAUUAGAAUUUGCAACCAAUCAAGGAAAUUUUUAAAUGGAUUGAUGAAAUUGAACCAUAUAUUGAAAUGAUAUUCCAACCAUUAAUUGAGAAAUUAAAUAAUACUUUAGAUAUUUGGAUAUAGCAUUAGGGAUGUAGAGAAGAAAUGAAUAAGUAAAAUGAUUAUUAAUUAUUAUAUAGAUGGUUGGAUGGAUGGGAAAGAUUCUUAAUGAAAAGAGUUAUUUAAAGAGUGUAUAAGUUUUAAACCCAAUUCAAUUCGAUGAAAUAGAAAAUUAUUUGA